Messenger RNA from Nezara viridula (southern green stink bug), 1927 nucleotides. Lineage: Eukaryota; Metazoa; Arthropoda; Insecta; Hemiptera; Pentatomidae. The record is from the annotation of a GenBank genome assembly.
AAUAAUAAAAAAUAUUUUUAUUUAUCUAUCUUGUUGAGAUAAUGACUCCUGUGAUCCUUCAUUUUAUUUUGACCUCUUGAUAACAUUUCCAAUCUAAGAUGUUUAAAUAUGCUCUAAUAUGCUUGGUGUUUGUGUUAAUAAAUGUGGCAUUGUGUGUUUAUUUUGUUAUUCAUCUUUCUUUGGUCAAUUUAAUCAGACUGAAUGACAACGAUUAAUAGUGUAAAAAAGGAUUCAAUUGACACGAUGUGUAAAAAAAAUUGUUCAGAAAAUCAAGUUUAUUCUCCUCAAAGAUAUUCCUUAUUGGCAAUUCAGAGUAUCAUUUCAGCAUUGCUCAAUCUUUUACACUUUCCUAUGAUGCUGUUAACAUUUCUUUGCCUUUUACCGAGUGAAACCAAUACACAUCAGUUAGUCUUUAAUUUACUCUUCUUUUCUGGCAUUGCCACUAUUCUGCAAGCUACAAUUGGAAUAAAAUUUCCAGUUCUCAUCUCACCCAGUAACCUAUUUAUUUCAGGGUUUAUUUUCAUUUUAAAAUCUCCUUACUGGGAACAGUACAGUAAUGCAGAUUUAUAUGCCAUGGGACCAUCUCUUAGACACGAUGAGUUCACAAACCGAUCUAGAGAGUUAAGAGGAGUAUUGAUACUCAGUGGCUUUUUUUUUUCAAUUGUUUGUGGCAUACUUUGGCACUUACCUAUUAAACUACCAUCAUCAACUGUAUCAGCGACGUUAAUAUCUUUUAGUUUAUUGAAUAUCAACCAAAUACUGAGCGAAAAAGAAAUGCCAUUGUUUAGUAUAUUGGCGUUUUCUCUAUCCCUUGUUUUUUAUUGUACUAAAAAUAUUAAAAUACCUUUUUCGGAUAAAAUAAAUACUGAUGGUUUUUAUGUGAAUUUUAAACAAUUUUCGGUAUUAUUAUCUUCUAUAAUUAUUGUGGCAAUUAAUAAUAAUUCAGAAAAUGAAAACAACAAGUUGCUGGAUAAGGCAAUAGCUUCUCAUCAAUGGUAUUCUUUUAGUUUGCCAUUUAAAGAUUUUGUUCUACCGAAAUUUUCAACCAAAAGUUUCGUAUUGUUACCUGUUUUUUUUAGUCAGUUUGUAGCAUCCUACUGCUGUUUCCGAGCUCUUAACAAAGAAAAAGAAAUAUAUUUAAAAGCAUUACUUUUAGAAAUUAUCUUCAAUGUUGUAGUAGCUGCAAUUGGAGUCAUUGUCCCAAUGGCUAUUGACCCAACAUCUAUUGGGCUCCUCCAAAUGACUAAGGUAAAACAUACUGAAUCAUCUGUAAUAGCUGGAGGGUUGAUAGUUUUGUUUUCAAUUAUUGUUAAAAUAAUUGCUUUAUUCUCUUACAUAUCAUACCCAGUUCUCUGUGGAAUCAAUCUGUUCCUGCAUGGACAAUUAUUAGAAAAAGGCUUAGAGGAAAUGGAUUCAGAUAAAACAGAAAGAUCCAUCAUUGCAGUGUCUGUGCUUAGUGGCUUGGUGCUUUCUUCGUCUUCACUCGGAAUGGAAAGAAACAUUUUAUACAGCAUUGCAGUGUUAAUAAUUAAGAGCCCUGUUUUAAUUACAUUUAUUAUGUCAAUUGUGAUGUCAGUAGUCUUUAAGAUGUUUAAUAAUAAAUAAAUGAAAAAAUAAGUAUAUGUUUUAUGUAAACUCUCUUAAGAUAUCUUUGUAUUUCUGAAAUGUUUUCAAUAUAUUUAAGUUCAUUAAUACAUAAUCUUCAUAUUGUUCAUAUACUUAUUAUAUACCGUUCAAUAAUAUAUAUUUUUAUUAAAACCUUGAACAAAUUCGACUAAUCCAUUUGCAGGUUUAACCAUUUACUUAGAACCAAUGGUUGGUUGAAUGCUAUGAUUUAUAAAGCUAAUUUUAUUAUUGGAGAUCAGUCUAACAAUAAGUUUUUGUUUUAAUUCUUUGGACAGCCUGUAACUUUAACCCAAUCAUGAGG